This is a messenger RNA of Boleophthalmus pectinirostris (great blue-spotted mudskipper), 10588 nucleotides long. It is a transcript of the gene myh14, whose product is annotated as myosin, heavy chain 14, non-muscle. The transcript has 43 exons. The record is from RefSeq and is a predicted model, not a curated record. NCBI's taxonomy places the organism in Eukaryota, Metazoa, Chordata, Actinopteri, Gobiiformes, Gobiidae. Gene Ontology annotation, molecular function: ATP binding; actin filament binding; cytoskeletal motor activity. The coding region runs from base 347 to 6406 and encodes 2019 amino acids. Gene Ontology annotation, cellular component: myosin complex.
UCGCUGCUGGAGCUUUCAUGAGGCGUGUUUCUGUCUCUGCCGGGUCCUCGGAUUGGAUUUGCCCCUUUAUCAGUGCCCUACAGCCAGCCCAUCUCAUCUGUCAUUGGUAGUUUAACAGGAAGCGUCCCGCCUGGCCUGAAGCCGCCGCCUUGCCCUCACUGCUGUCGGUCUACUUACCGACAAGUGUGUGCGGCUCCUGUGUGAGAGCGGUGCAAUGAUAAAAGCCGCAUAUGCGGUAGGCAACACACCUCAGAGAGAAAAUAGCCCAGAAACCCGCCCGGCCCGGUCCACAGCGCGCCUCAGCCCGUUUCAUCGUCCACAGGGGGUCUGAAGAGCGGAAAUCACAAUGUCUUGGUCGUCAUCGGGGGGCAUUGCCAACGAUGUCACCCGCUACCUGUCAUCAGGGUCGGCACCUACCAACUCCCACUCCAAGUCCAACUCCAACUCCGUCUUCACAGCAGCAAGUCAGGCGGACUGGGCAGCCAAGAGGCUGGUGUGGGUCCCAUCGGAAAAGCAUGGUUUUGAGUCGGCCAGUAUUAAAGAGGAGCGUGGAGAUGAGGUGGAGGUGGAGUUGACGGACACACAGAAGCUGGUGACUCUGUCCAGAGAAGAGGUCCAGCGCAUGAACCCUCCACGCUUCAGCAAAGUGGAAGACAUGGCCGACCUCACCUGCCUCAACGAAGCUUCAGUCUUACACAACCUGAGGGAGAGAUACUACUCCGGUCUCAUAUACACAUAUUCGGGCCUCUUCUGUGUGGUAAUAAACCCGUACAAGAACCUGCCCAUCUACACAGAGUCCAUAGUGGAGAUGUACAGAGGGAAAAAACGCCACGAGAUGCCUCCACACAUUUAUGCCAUAUCAGAGGCGGCCUAUCGGAGCAUGCUGCAAGACAGAGAAGAUCAGUCAAUCCUUUGCACUGGAGAGUCUGGAGCAGGGAAAACAGAGAACACAAAAAAGGUGAUCCAGUAUUUGGCUCACGUCGCCUCCUCUCAUAAAGGCGGGACCCCAGGACGCCCCAAAGAAGCAAUACAGAGUAUGCAAUAUGGCGAGUUGGAGAGACAGCUCCUGCAGGCCAACCCAAUACUAGAAGCCUUCGGGAAUGCAAAGACUGUGAAAAAUGACAACUCGUCUAGAUUUGGCAAGUUCAUCCGCAUUAACUUUGACAUGGCCGGAUACAUUGUUGGUGCCAAUAUUGAGACCUACCUCUUAGAAAAGUCCAGAGCCACACGUCAGGCCAAGGAUGAACGGACUUUCCAUAUCUUCUACCAGAUGCUUAGUGGUGCUUCAGAUGAAACAAGAGCCGACCUGCUCUUGGGGACUGCAGACGAGUACCGCUUCCUCAGUGGAGGGUCGGUCCCAGUUCCAGGUCAAAGUGACUCAGAAAACUUCACUCAGACCAUGGACUCGAUGGCCAUCAUGGGCUUCACACCAGAGGAGUCAGUGUCCAUGUUAAAGGUCAUCUCUGCUGUGCUCCAGUUUGGGAAUAUUUCUUUCACAAAAGAGAAAAACCACGACCAGGCCUCGAUGCCCGACAACACGGCUGCCCAGAAACUCUGCCACCUGCUGGGCAUCAACGUCCUGGAGUUCACCCGCGCCAUCCUCACCCCCAGAAUCAAAGUGGGACGGGAGUACGUGCAGAAGGCCCAGACCAAAGAACAGGCUGACUUCGCAGUGGAGGCUCUGGCUAAGGCCACAUACGAGCGUCUGUUCCGGUGGCUCGUUCACAGGAUCAACAGAGCUCUGGACAGAAGGCAGAGACAAGGAGCCUCCUUCAUCGGGAUCCUUGAUAUCGCUGGAUUUGAAAUUUUCCAGCUGAACUCGUUUGAGCAGCUGUGCAUAAACUACACCAAUGAGAAGCUGCAGCAGCUGUUCAACCACACCAUGUUCAUCCUGGAGCAGGAGGAGUACCAGCGCGAGGGCAUCGAGUGGAACUUCAUUGACUUUGGCCUGGACCUGCAGCCAUGCAUAGACCUCAUAGAGAGACAUAAUAACCCUCCUGGUGUCCUGGCUCUCCUGGAUGAAGAGUGCUGGUUUCCGCGGGCAACAGAUCGUUCAUUCGUGGACAAACUCACGGGAGAGCAGGGCAGUCAUCCCAAAUUCUUCAAAUCAAAACAGCCACGCGGAGAGGCCGACUUCUCCAUCAUCCACUACGCUGGGAAGGUGGACUAUAAAGCAAACGAAUGGUUAAUAAAGAACAUGGAUCCUUUGAACGACAACGUAGCGUCUCUCCUCCAUCAGUCGUCUGAUCAUUUUGUGUCUGAGCUCUGGAAGGAAGUGGACAGGAUCAUAGGUCUAGACCAGGUGUCCACAGGUGAGAGCAGUGGCCCGGUGCCCUUCGGAGCAGCCGGAUUAAAGACCAAAAAGGGAAUGUUCAGGACCGUGGGACAGCUGUACAAAGAGUCCCUUACCAAACUCAUGGCCACUCUGAGGAACACCAACCCCAACUUCCUCCGCUGCAUCAUCCCCAACCACGAGAAGAGGGCAGGAAAGCUUGCUCCACACCUGGUUUUGGAUCAGCUUCGGUGCAAUGGUGUCCUGGAAGGUAUUCGGAUCUGCAGACAAGGAUUCCCAAAUCGCAUCCCAUUCCAAGAGUUCAGACAGAGAUAUGAGAUCCUAACACCUAACGCUAUUCCUCGCACCUUCAUGGACGGGAAACAAGCGUCAGAACUUAUGAUAAGGGCUUUAGAGCUGGACUCAAACCUGUUCAGAGUGGGGCAGAGUAAAGUCUUCUUCAGAGCUGGAGUUUUGGCUCAUCUUGAAGAAGAGCGAGACCUAAAGAUCACAGACACCAUCAUCCGUUUCCAGAGCGCUGCCAGGGGAUACCUCGCACGCAAAGCUUUCGCGAGGAAGCAGCAGCAGCUGAGCGCCUUACGGGUGAUGCAGAGGAACUGCGCCGCAUAUCUCAAACUCAGGAACUGGCAGUGGUGGCGCCUGUUCACAAAGGUGAAGCCGCUGCUGCAGGUGUCGCGACGGGACGAGGAGAUCCAGGUCCGACAGGCGGAGCUUCUAAAAGCCCAAGACAAACUGACCCGAGUGGAGCAGGACUACACCGAGCUGGACCAGAAACAUGCACAGCUGUUGGAGGAAAAGGCCUUGUUGGCAGACCAGCUCCAGGCCGAGGCGGAGCUGUUUGCGGAGGCGGAGGAGAUGAGGGCUCGGUUAGCGAGCAGGAAACAGGAGCUGGAAGAGGUGAUGAGUGAACUGGAGACUCGACUGGUGGAGGAGGAGGAGAGAGGGGUGCAGCUGAACAACGAGAAGAAGAAGCUGCAGCAGAACAUACAGGACCUGGAGGAGCAGUUAGAGGAGGAGGAAACUGCCCGCCAGCGCCUUCUGCUGGAGAAGGUCACACUUGAGACCAAAGUCAAAAGCCUGGAGACCGACCUGAUGGGUGCAGUGGAACAGAGAGAUCGAUUUAGCAAGGAAAAGAAACAGUUGGAGGAUCGUCUGAACGAAGUGACCGACCAGUUAACAGAAGAGGAAGAGAAAACCAAAAGCCUGAACAAACUUAAGAACAAACAAGAGGCCGUCAUCGCUGAUCUGGAGGAGCGUCUAAAGCGUGAGGAGCAGGGACGUCAGGAGCAGGAGAAAUGGAGGAGGAGGAUGGAGACUGAGUCGAUGGAGGCCCAGGAGCAGCUGUCGGACCUGGGCAUGGUCACGUCCGAGCUCAAGGGCAGUCUGACUCAGAAAGAGAAGGACAUCGCCACACUACAGGGACGUCUGGAGGAGGAGGGGGCACGCCGGGCUGAAGCACAGAAGGCUCUGAGGGAGGCCAUGUCCCAGGUGUCGGAGCUGAAGGAGGAGGUGGAGAAUGAACGAGGGAUGAGAGAACGAGCGGAGAAACAGAGACGAGACCUGGGGGAGGAGCUGGAGGCUCUGAGGACAGAACUGGAGGAUACACUGGACACUACUGCAGCACAGCAAGAGCUCAGGUCUCGGCGAGAGGCAGAACUCAAUGAUCUCCAGCGCUGUGUGGAAGAAGAAACUCGGCGUCAUGAGGCUCAGCUCUCAGAGAUAAGGGUCAAACACAGCUCCGCCAUUGACAGUCUGCAGGAGCAACUGGACAACACUAAGAGGGCUCGACAGUCUCUGGAAAAGGCCAAGUCAGUUUUGGAGGAAGAACGGCAGAGUUUGACAGAGGAAAUCAAAGGUCUCCAGGCUAGUCGAAUGGAGAGUGAGAGAGGACGGAAACGAGCAGAGAACCAGCUUCAGGAGCUCACAGCGCGUCUGAGUCAAGCCGACAGAGAGAGAGAAGAGCGGGAGGAGCGCAUGCACAAACUACAGUGUGAAAUCGAGUCUCUAUCAGGAAACCUUUCCUCUUCUGAUACAAAAUCUCUCCGUCUCACUAAAGAAGUCACCAGCUUGGAAAACCAGCUACACGACAUACAGGAACUGCUUGGGGAGGAGACUCGACAGAAGUUGGCUUUGGGGACGAGGGUCCGUGCUCUGGAGGAUGAGAAGAAUGUACUGAUGGAGAGAGUGGAAGACGAGGAGGAGAAAUCCAAAGAACUGAGCAAACAGAUACAGACACUCACUCAACAGUUGACAGACUUACGUAAACAGACAGAAGAGGUGAACACAGUAGUGGAAUCAGGAGAGGAAGCACGCAGGAAACUUCAGCGUGAACUGGACAGCGCCCUCCAGAGGGAGAAGCAGAAAGAGGAGGAAAAAGAACGAGUGGAGCGGCAGAGGGAGAGACUGAGAGAGGAGAUAGAGGACAUGACCCUGGCCUUACAGAAAGAGAGACAAAACUGCACCGCGCUGGAGAAGAGGCAGAAGAAAUUUGAUCAGUGUUUGGCAGAGGAGAAAGCCGUGAGUGCUCGUUUGGCCGAGGAGCGAGACAGAGCAGAAGCCGACAACCGUGAAAAAGAUACUAAAUAUUUAUCACUUUCAAGAGCUCUGCAGGAGGCCCAGGACCAGAGGGAGGAACUGGAGCGGAUCAACAAACAGCUCCGAAUGGAAAUGGAGCAACUGGUGAACCAACAGGAUGACGUUGGCAAAAAUGUCCAUGAGCUGGAGCGUGCACGUAGGUCUCUGGAGACAGAGGCCCAGAGCCUGAGGGUUCAAACUCAGGAACUGGAAGAGGAGCUGACGGAGGCGGAGAACUCUCGGCUCAGACUGGAGGUCACUCUGCAGGCCCUCAAAGCUCAGUUUGAAAGAGAGCUCAGCACCAGCGAAGAGAAGGGAGAAGAGAAGAGGAGGGCGCUCAGCAAACAGGUGCGUGAGUUGGAGAUCCAGUUAGAAGAGGAGCGGAGUCAGCGCUCUCAGGCCGUCAGCACCAAGAAACACCUGGAUGCAGAGCUGCAGGAUCUGGAAUCUCAGGUGGAAACAUCAAACAGAGGCAAAGAGGAGGCCAUGAAACAGCUGCGCAGGCUGCAGGCUCAACUAAAGGAGGUUUACCGAGAGCUGGAUGAGGCCAAAAUAACAAGAGAAGAAGUGAUGUCCCUGUCCAAAGAGAGUGAGAAGAAGGUCCAGGCUCUGGAGGCAGAAGUCCUGCAACUCACAGAGGAGCUGGCUGUAUCAGAGAGACAGAAGAGACAGGCUCAGCAGGAGAGAGAUGAGCUGGCAGAUGAAAUGAUCAACAACACCACUGGAAAAUCGGCCUUGGGUGAGGAGAAGCGUCGUCUGGAGGCGCGGGUGACUCAGCUGGAGGAGGAGCUGGAGGAGGAGCAGACGAACUCAGAGCUGAUCUCGGAGCGUCACAGGAAGCUGGCUCUGCAGGUGGAGACUCUGACAGUUCAGCUUCAGGGAGAGCGCACAUUGGCCCAGAAAGCGGAGGCAGCCCGGGAGCAGCUCGAGAGGCAAAACAAAGAGCUCAAGACCAGACUGGGAGAGAUGGAGGGGGCCGUGAGGGGCAAACACAGGCUCAACGUCGCCGCUCUAGAGGCCAAGGUGGAGUCACUGGAGGAGCAGCUUGAACAAGAGCAACAGGAACGUGCCAUUGCAAACAAAUUAGUGAGGAAGACAGAAAAGAAACUAAAGGAGGUCAUGAUGCAGGCUGAAGACGAGAGGAGACAUGCAGACCAGUACAGAGAACAGCUGGACAAGUCGAUGGUGCGUUUGAAACAGCUGAAGAGGCAGUUGGAGGAGGUGGAGGAGGAGAACUCGCGCUCAAAUGCUCAGAAGAGGAAACUGCAGCGAGAACUGGAGGAGCUCAACGACUGCAGCCAGACCAUGAACCGCGAGAUCUCGUCCCUCCGCACCCAGCUCAGCGGCCCUGGUACUGAAUGGCGUGCACCUUUACCUCUGUCUGUGCGCGGGCGGAGAGCUUUGGUGGAUUCACUGGAAAACUCUGAUAACGAGGAGCCCCCCGCCUCGCCCUCGUCUGGACUCCCAGGGACCCCCACGCCCUCCUCAGACAACAGCCUGGACCCCCCUGCCUCCUACAGCAUCAACAGCUCAGAGUGACGCCCCUUAAUGCCAAACACAGGAACAGCAACGCAUGACCUGGCCUCUCGCCUCCAGUACUCAGGGGUCAACGAGCUACAUGCACACUGCAAAAAAACUCAUGUCUAGAAUCAGAUAAAAUGACUUGAAUUCAGAAUAUUGAUUUUUAUUUUUGCUUUGACCAGUUUUAAUUUCAAUGUUAAUUUAAUUUCAGUUCAUAUUACUUGGAUAAUAAAAUUUUACCAUUGCAUUUGUAAUUGUAACUUUCUCAAUACAGUUUAACUUCAAAUAUCCGAAUAAUGUGCAUAUUUGUAAGUAAAAAUGACUUACUUUAUCAAUGGGUUUCAGUAUUAUUAUACAAAAAAAAAUCUGGACUGCUGCCAUAGCGAUUAACCAAAGCAAAAUAGUAUAUCUCUUGAGUGGUGAAAAGUCCUCAAAAUGUGGCCUAUACUCAACAGGAAGCUGAAACCCUGAAUGGGCCUGAAAUAAGAAGUCAAACAAAUAUAUAACAAAUAUAUCUUAACAUGUCCAAACUUAUUAAAUAAAAAUGAAACCAAUGAAUUCAAGUCAUUUUAACUUUGUAUUUUUUUGCAGUGCGGUCAGAUACGCACAUCAGACGCUGCAAUAUACAUAACCUCAUCCAGCAAUGCUCUUUAGGAUUUUAGACAAAUGCAGAAUUGCGGAUUUUUCAAAAAAGCUAAAUUAAUUUGUAUUUUGUAACUGACACAAGGCAAACUAACGACAUUUCUACAGAGUACUGCUUAUAAACCUUUCUUAGAGCUGCAUUUCUCAGUAACGUGUGGGAAAUUUAACCACUUUGCCAUUUUAGCUGUACAGUUUACAUUCGGGGGUAUUUUAAAAAACAAGCCAUGUGUGAGCAAAUUAUGCAGAAAAAAAGUGGUUUAAGUAACACGGGGCUGCUGGAGAGGGAACGCAUCUAAAAGGUCAUAAGACAAUCUCUUCUCGGUAGAUUUACAGUGGAUAAAAUGUUUAAUUAUUAAGACACGCCUUUGCUCUGGUUGAAAUUUAGAUUAAAAAAGCAAAUUUAAAUGCGCAAGAUAACAUUGUUUCAUAGUUUAAAGUCACGAUUUAAAGCCCACUGUGUAACAUUUCUGAUUGGGGGUCUGUCUGUCACCUGCUUGUCUCUUUAAAGAUGUAAUUACUAGGGCUGGGUAUCGGUAAGAAGUUGCAGAUACGAUACAUACCUCGAUACAUUGGCCAUGAUACGAUACAUAUCUUCACACAGUGUGCUUUCAAUACAGUAUAUUUCAAAUUGAUUCGAUACUGUUCAAUAAAAAAUAAAGGCUAAAUAAUGGCUAAAUGUGACACUAAAAUCUUUGUUAAACCAUGUCUAGUGCAACGUGAAUAUGAAAAACGCCAAUUUUACUCAUCAAAACAGUGAAAAUGUCAAAUGUGUUGCCAAAAUUAGUUUCUUUCCUCUAAACAAGCAACAAAUUUAUAGCGCUUUAACAAAAUAAUUAAGUAAAAUACACAAAAAAUACUGUUGGCGAUAUAUCGAUACAGCAGACCACAAUAUCGAUACUCUAUCAUCACGUUAAAUCAUACGAUAUGUUGAUAUUUUGAUAUUUUGACAUUUUUGCACAUCCCUAGCAGUUAGUUUACCUGGAAUGUUCCACUUUAUGGCAUUAAAAUUAGCAGGUUACACUACCAGACCCAGUUCCAGGUCAGGUCUGUGGAGAGGCGAGCCCACUCACAGUAAGAAUACAUGUUUUUCGAGGUAGUUUUUUUAGCUGAAUUUUUUUAAAUUGAAAAGAUGCAGUUUGAAACAUUUUGGGCAAAGUUAUGACUGGCAGAUCCCCUCCACCACAAAAGUUACACAGUGCAGCUUUAAUAGAUUAUUUAUUAAACCAUACAAUUCCACAUAAAUGCUUUAGCAGUGUACAACAUAUCAAAUAUUUUCCCCAAUUUUCAGGCAUAAACUCAUUUUCUGCUACAAUUUUUUAAGGUGGUUUGAUGAGUUGAAGCUAUUCACCUGCUUAACUAAGACAACACUGUUGCCCGUACCCCCUUUAUCCUUUAUUGCCACGUGACAUUUUUGUAAUUUUCCUAUUUACUUGUAAUUUAUCAUCCGAAAAUAACCUUUGUUGAACCAAGUGGUGGGCGUAUGGAUGAGAAAAAGGGACUUAGCGUAUUAGUAAACGUAGGUUAGCGUAGAGUAGCAAAUUCCUUUAGUAGAAUCUGGAAAGGUGCACUUCCCGACGACCUUUCUGGAUCAAAACUAGCAUGACAUUUUUACAUGACAUUAGAGUUAGAUAAAAAGACACAGAAGGCAUCCAGAAAUGAAUUUUGUAAAAAGAAAAAGUGCGUGUUUUUUAUGUGAAUUUAAAGAAUUGCGUCACAUAAACUGAUUUACCCUGCCUUCUUAUAUUUAUUAUUCAAAUUGUUUUUAUUUUUGUGUUAUUUCAUGAAAUAAUUUUGACAUAAAUAUCGAGAACUGUCUUAUGAGGAUGUGGUUUCGCAUCGGUAAGAAUGUCAUUUUAAAAGUUCAUUCCACCAAUUUAAAGUGGAACCAAACACUAAAUCCACUUUUUUCGCUACUUAACUGCGUAUGUGGAGUUUUAACAGCGUUAUCUAUUGCUCCAGGUAAUUUUUGGGCAACUUUAGUGCAAAAUAUAUAGGUACAUUUGCAGCUUUUUGGCCUUAUCUAAGUGUGUGCUGCCUCGAGUGACUUUUGCCACUUCCAGUAGUUGGUGACAUUACUCAGCACUGCUCUGAGUACAGUCAAAAAUUACCAAUUCCAUGCAUGGAUAAAUGAAAACUCAACCCGAAAUGCACAGUUUAAAAAUUGGUGAAAUGUUCUUUUAGCUUAAUUCUUGGAACUAAAUGAUUAAAUCAGAUGAGAGAAUGUUAUAACGAAUGCUUUAUUUUUAAGUUUACACACAAUUUGUUCGUGGGACAACAAUUAGAUUUUAGUGAUUUUUAGUGUUUUAAGAAUUUUUUAAUGCUUCCUCUUGUGCUUUACUUUCAUUUUCAUAUCUCCAAUGCUGCUGCAGUGAUGCAAAGCUAAAACCACAUCAAACUGCUAGUACUACAUGCUUUCAUUGUAUGGGUCUAUAUAUAAUGUACAUUUUAUUUGAUAAGCCAGGUUUAUCCUAAUGAUUCACAGGAACGCGGUAAGCAGUCGGGUCAAGAGUAGCUACUGACGACAUAUAUUUAAUGCCCAAUUACGGGUUUUUGAUUUGUUGUUUUUUUCUGUUUGUAUGAUUUUUUUAAGAAUGCAAAAUGAUUUUAUUUGAAGUUGUGUAUUUUUUCUAAGAUUUUCUGCACUUUACACUAGAGUGGGAGCUUCAACUUUAUCUCAAAUGGGCUGACGAAGCGCUAAAGCCAAAUGACAAGACAAAACUCUGUCUUUUAAUAAUUGUUAAGUCUAUUGAUGGCAAUGCUGAAACCUUACAAGGCCUUUAUGUAAAAAUCCAUUGUUUAAACUUAGGGGUGGGUGAUAUGGCAAAAAAAAUCUACAUUUUCUGAGACCCUAGAUCAUGAUUUCAAUUUAAUUAUAUGUCUUUGCAGCUUUAUUUAGGCUUUGUAAGGUUAGACACUUAAAAUCUGUAUUAAAAAUAAACACGUUGUCAUUUAUUUUCAUGAGUUUGGUCUUACCUAUUGUGUAAGUUAGGCACGUCUUGGACCUUGUUUACGUAAUGGUUGCUAGGUAAGUUAUGGAAAUCAACACAUAGCUGCUUCCAGUGUCCAACCACAAUGUAAUAUUAUAAAAACAGGCAAGAUUUUUUUGUAAAUUCUUAAUGCUGGCUAUGUUUUGGUGAAAUGAGUAGUCUAACCUGUCAUAUGCACUUUAAGUCAGUCACUCAGAGCAUGACAAAGGUUGACCAAUUGGAGAAGUGGAUGAGCUAAAGUGGCUGUAUUUGUAUUUACACGGAAAAGCACUGAAUCACUAUAGCUGUUCCAAAUUUUCAUAUCAUUUAAGGCUUAGAUCAUAUUUAGAUUUUAUCUCGUCAUAUCGCCCACUUCUUGUUGAACUGCUGAACAAAAACUACUAUGUAUUUGUAGCAAAGAGAAGUGCCCGGUUCUUCUCAAAGGUGUUAAGUUUCUUUCUAUUUUUGUUAAUGGCUACUGUGGAGAUUGAAGCUUUUUAGAACAAAUGUUUUAUUGUUUUGCUUUGAAUGAUGCUGUAACUAUAACAUGUGUGAAAGGGGGUAACUUUAAUAUAUGUCGUUGGUUUUGAAA